Molecule: messenger RNA, 1919 nt
Organism: Cryptomeria japonica (Japanese cedar)
Lineage: Eukaryota; Viridiplantae; Streptophyta; Pinopsida; Cupressales; Cupressaceae
Exons: 4
Coding region: 252-1289 (345 amino acids)
Biological process (GO): regulation of DNA-templated transcription; DNA-templated transcription initiation
Cellular component (GO): chloroplast thylakoid membrane
Molecular function (GO): DNA-binding transcription factor activity; protein binding
Source: RefSeq, a predicted model, not a curated record
CGUACACUUACCCACACACACUUCUUUACUCGCGCAAAGGAAAAUGGAAAAAAAUAUCUGUAUAUCCAAAGGCUGAGGCUUUCACACUUCUUUGCCCUACCGUAUAUUUUGCAGGCGUAGUUUUAUGAGCUUUGCUUGAGAAGAAUUGGUGGUUACAUUCAACAACAAUUGAAUUGUGUUCUGUUCAAAUUGAUUCACUCUUCUCUCUUAUAUUAAAAAAUCAAAUAUUGUAGUACUGGGUUAUUUCAAUUAUGGCUGUUCUAGCCCAGUAUUGGCAUGGCAACCUGGGCUCCUUGCCAACCGUGACAAUGUCGUAUAGAAGCAUGUGUUCAGGAUACAUUGAGAGGUACCAUAAAAAAAUGUACAUGGGAAGCAAGCAGGCAAACUGGAGCCAUCUGCAAGGUGUUAACAAAAUGAAAUGGAGGGCUGUUAAAGGAGGAGGUGGUUUUGAAGAGGGCAUUGAUGAUGACAAUGAAGAAGAAGAAGAAGAAGAAGAGGAGGAGGAGAAAGAGGAAGACGAAGAGGAUGAGGAAGAAAAUUUGAGCUUUUGGGAGAGGAAGGAAACUCAGGAUAAAAUGAAAGAAUUGGAGGACAUGAGAGAGUUGAUUAAAGAUGUAGAAAAGUUUCAAACUGAAGAGGAAGGUGCUGCAGCUGAAAUUAAAGAUGAAGCUUCUACUGAGAAUCAAGAAUCUGAAGAAGAAAGGAAAGCAAGAUUUCGUGAAGAGCUUGCCAAGCGUGCAAAGGAGCUUGCUGAAAAGAGAAAAAAAGCAGAAGUAAUGUUUCAGAUGGGUCAGCGUGCCUAUGGAAAGGGAAAGUACAAUAAGGCAGUAGAGCUGCUUGAAGGUGCACUUUCAAAUGUUCCAGAAGUAUCACUUGUAGGUGGUGAGAUUCAGCUCUGGCUUGCUAUGGCCUAUGAGGCUCAUAAUCGCCAUAGUGAUUGUAUUGCACUUUACAAAUUUUUAGAGAACACCCAUCCAAUUAAAGCCAUUCGUCAAAAAGCUGCUGGUUUGCGGUUUAUCCUUGAAGCACCAAAAUUAAAAAUUACAGAGGAAGAGAUGGUCAGCAUUCCCCUAAUGCAGUCAAAUUAUGACAGCUCUAAGGGAUCAUGGAGCCAGACGUACAGAAAUAGGAGGACAGCUACCAUUAGUAAAGAAACUCCACGUACAAAAGACUAUUUUGUAGAUUUUCUUGUUUGGAAAAGUCCACAAUGGGAGCGCAAUCCAAUAUUUUGGGUGGCCGUUGCUGGGUGGCUCACAUUAGUUGGGGUGGCUCUUGUUUUUCAAGACUAAGCAUUUCUGCUGCUUCCUGUGGACAGAAGUAUGGAAAAUGAUUCAUUGUAAGUUUCCAGUUUUUCUUCGUUUGAUUCGAUUGUUUUAAAAAUGGGACCAAUUCUGAAGUAAUUCAAAAGCGACAAUAUAUUGUUCUGCUGGAAUUGACUGAUGAUAGGGCAUUGAAUUAAAUGCUUGAGGGUUAUUCGCGGGUAUUCUUAUUCAUCAGUAAAACCUAGAAAAUUUGACAAAGGAAAUUCUGUACAUAUUAUCAAAGCCAGGCUUGAUUGUAAGUAGUAUAUAUUCAUUACUUGAGAGAUGGAUGAUGACUCGAGUUUUAGGCACAUGUAAGGAAGCGGAUAUGAAUGAUUAACAAAAUCGAAGGCAAAUUCAUAAGCAUCAAAGGUGGGUAAAAUCUCCAAUUCUGCAACAGUCACCUUUACUAUUAAUUAUCGACAGCUUCUACUCCAGGGGUAUGAGAACAACAAGAUAAUAGUGUUUAUUAUUGAAUCAUCUUUGACAUGUAGUUGUUUUGUUUAGUGUCUCUAUAAUUUGGUUGGAAGUUUAUAAUGUAAACUGCAACCUUAUUCUUUUGUGCCGUCUCUAGUAAUUGAUUGGAAAUAGGCAAAACAAACUGCAAAUUUCUACUAA